Anopheles nili is the source of this 2101-nucleotide messenger RNA. It is a transcript of the gene Mlf, whose product is annotated as myeloid leukemia factor. Gene Ontology annotation, biological process: regulation of DNA-templated transcription. Gene Ontology annotation, cellular component: nucleus; cytoplasm. The record is from RefSeq and is a predicted model, not a curated record. Lineage: Eukaryota; Metazoa; Arthropoda; Insecta; Diptera; Culicidae. The coding region runs from base 94 to 1164 and encodes 356 amino acids. The transcript is spliced from 4 exons.
GAAGGCAGACGUAAAGUGGUACAUUUUAGCGUAUUGCUGGAGUGCAAACAAUAAAUCAAAACUCGUGUGCUUCUGCAGUAACGUCGGUGUAGAAUGUCGCUCUUCGGCAUGAUGAAUGAUUUGGAGGAGGAUCCUAUUUUUGGCCAUCAUAUGCGCUCGAUGCGCCACAUGAGCAACAUGCUCAACUCGCUGUUUCCCGACCCAUUCGGGAUGCUGGGCGGCGUAGGUGGCGGUGGAAUGGAAAGCAUCGCCGCCGGUCCCGCGUUCGGGAUGCGCCACAACGCGCUGAUGCCCUUCAUGCAGCCAAACAUGAACCGGCUGCUGAGCAUCGGUGGUCCUUCCGACGCAGCCUCGUUCUCCAGCAGCAGCGUCAUUUCGAUGACAUCCGGACCAAACGGUCCGCAGGUGUAUCAGGCCACGUCGAGCACUCGCACCGGUCCGGGUGGUAUUAAGGAGACGCGCAACACGGUACAGGAUAGCCGCACGGGCACGAAGAAAAUGGCGAUCGGGCAUCACAUCGGCGAUCGGGCGCACAUAAUCGAGCGGGAGCAAAACAUGAGCACCGGACAGCAAGAGGAGCGCCAGGAUUUUAUCAAUCUGGACGACGAGGAAGCGGAGGACUUUGAUCGCGAGUUCCAGAACAAAGCACGCACCGUCAUGCACAUGCCAGGAGGUGGCCGCCGUUCGGAACAGUUGGCGCUGCCGUCGACUCAGCCAGCCCAGUCGCAGCGAAUUCUGUCGAUUACCGAGGUACCGGACGAUGGUUGCGAAAUCUGUGGCAAUCCCAGCGACACGCCAACGUGCAAUGCCUGCAGCAGCAACAGGGGCAACAGUAACCAGAGCAACGGCCACCUCGAACAGCAACACCAGCAGCUACAGUCGCCCCAAUCGCAGCAACCGCAGCAGCUGGCGUCGAAAGGUGGAAGGACCAACAGAAACAGUAUUGGCCAGCCCGGGUCCGGGUCCGGUUACGGUACCGGUGGUCCCAUCUCGGCCCGGCGAUCGAUCCGAUCGCCUGUCUCGUCACCGUUGAGCAUGGCAUCGCCCGUCGGUGGCACACAGCAUCACAUUACUACAAGCGUGCAUCCGCACCCGUACAAUGCGACCGGCAGGAGAUCUCGGCCGCUGAAGGGUCCCUCUUCGUCCAACACGCACUAUCAGUAAUCGCGAUGACUACUACGCAUCGAUAGCAGACGGAACUACAGUAGGAUCGACAUACGGUGCAUAAACAAGCUACGGUCUCACGCAGCAUUAUCUAAACUUCAGGAUACCGAAGUAGGAGACAGAUACGGAUAAGGAGCAGCACAUAAACCUACUGUUUCGAGGAUACUGAUGGAAGUAACCGAAAAAAAUCCCCUUGGAUUGCAGCCCCGCGGGAGAGGAGGAGGCUUCAAUCCAACAACACAUCUAAAAUAAUACACAUACUAUAAUCUAAUAUCUAACUGAUGUAGCAUCUCUAGCUCUAAGUUGUAUUUUAUCGCAUGGGUCAAUCGUAAACGUAAAUGUUUUCUUUUUGAAUGCCUUAUUUAUUAAAUGUGCACACAACAGCAGCAGUAGUAGCGUUAGCGGUUGUACGAACCGCGUACGAAAGUUAGCUAGCUUGAUGUGUGCACGAGCUUAGAAGAAAAGGCGCGAAUGAGUUAAAAUUGAUCGUUUUGAUUAACAAAAAAGAAUGGUUAUGGCGUUAUCGGGUAGUGACCAAACCGCAACGUGACCACCGCAGAGACGGUAACGGCGAUAAACGCUGGCUGAAGCAUGGUUCGAUCAAAACGCGGCCCAACCAUCGGUACAGGAUGUCUCGACGACACGCCUGUGGCACGUUAACUACAUGUUCUGUUUAUGUGAGCGAAGGGUUUUUUUUAUUUUAUUACUAUUAUUAGCGGUUCUCUAUAAUAAACCAAAUUAUGUUCUAUCGUUAAGCUAAUGAGAAUAGAGCUCUCAUGUUCAUUGCGUGAGGCUUAAUCGUGAGGUUGAGAAAGGAGCAGGCGCAAGUGGUGCUCUCUUAUCUGGCCUACACUGAUAAACCCGUAAGACAGUUUGUUGCGCGCUGCUGGAAGAUUUAAGGCAAGGAUUGAGUCUGCUCUCAACACUUUUAAAGACA